AAGGCUUUAUGGUUUUUUUUCCUUUGCCUCCGUUUUCUGAAGGCAAGUGCCAAUUUCUUCCACCGGACGAUUCGACAAAAUGGUGAAAGGACGCCAAGGAGAACGUGUCAGACUCUAUGUCAGAGGAACCAUACUUGGAUACAAAAGGUCAAAGUCGAACCAGUACCCAAAUACGUCCCUAGUCCAAGUCGAAGGAGUUAACACAACAGAGGAAGUGGCAUGGUACAAAGGGAAACGAAUGGCUUACAUCUACAAAGCCAAGACCAAGAAGAAUGGUAGUCACUACCGUUGCAUUUGGGGCAAAGUCACAAGGCCUCACGGUAACAGCGGCGUGGUUCGAGCCAAAUUCACAUCCAACUUGCCUCCUAAAUCAAUGGGAGCCCGAGUUCGAGUGUUUAUGUAUCCGAGCAAUAUCUAAAACGUUGUGAACUGUUUUUUUCUUUUUUUUGUUCUGCAAGUCAAGUCUUCGUUAGUGGACCUUGUUUUGUUUGACUCUUAAUAUUAUCUUGAAACUGAUCUCGUGUGUUAACUAUUCUGCCC
Eutrema salsugineum is the source of this 540-nucleotide messenger RNA. Its product is annotated as 60S ribosomal protein L35a-1. Gene Ontology annotation, molecular function: structural constituent of ribosome. The coding region runs from base 80 to 418 and encodes 112 amino acids. Gene Ontology annotation, biological process: cytoplasmic translation; ribosomal large subunit biogenesis. Gene Ontology annotation, cellular component: cytosolic large ribosomal subunit; ribosome. Lineage: Eukaryota; Viridiplantae; Streptophyta; Magnoliopsida; Brassicales; Brassicaceae. The record is from RefSeq and is a predicted model, not a curated record. The transcript is spliced from 4 exons.